Messenger RNA from Acanthochromis polyacanthus (spiny chromis), 2024 nucleotides. RefSeq names its product cilia and flagella associated protein 91 (gene cfap91). The record is from RefSeq and is a predicted model, not a curated record. Lineage: Eukaryota; Metazoa; Chordata; Actinopteri; Pomacentridae.
AUGGCUGAGAAGGAAGGAGUGCCAUGUGGAAAGAAAGCCACGCAACGUCCUACUCACAUCACUGUGGGUGUCCAGACAGACUACAGGGAAAACGAAACACAGACAGAUCCAUACAGCCCGGAGUAUUGUGGUGCAACCCGGGGCGACUCCCUCUGAACUCUCCAGCUGGCAGCCUUGUCUUGGGGCCGUGGUCUCCCUGCAGUAGCAGAAGUGGAAAUGAUCGAGCGGGCGCGUGCCAAACGAGUUUGGGAGGCCAGACUUCCUCCGCUGAGUGACCUGAGCCAGCUCGACAAGAGGAGACGCAUGAUGGAGGCAAUGGAGGCUAAAGAGUGGGCUUUCAGAGAAGGAGAAAUCCAGAAGUUGCAAGAGGCUCGUCUUGCUGUGCUGAAAGACCUGCUGAAGCAGAGAGACGAGGCUCAGAAAGAUGUCACAAAUGAGAGACUGAAACAGAUAUAUUAUAAGCUCCAAAAAGCCAAGGAGACCAAGAUGGACAAAACCCAUCAUUAUUUUAACUGUAGCACUGAGAAAUUGGAAGCUAAGCGGAGAAAUGUUGAGGGGAAGCUGGAGCGGCGUAGCUUUGAUUCUCGGAUUUUCGCCCCUCAGACACGUACAAACAAGAACACCAGCAACAAUCAGUUAAAAAGCCCCUACUUAGACACAUAUGAAGGCUUGCUGGAGCUAGAGGCAGGACUCAAUGCCUCAGUCUGCAAGUCAGCAGUGAGAAGACCCAAAUCCAAAAUCAUCAAACCUGUGAUCAAGCCACCUGUGAACAAAGCCAUGGAAUUGGUGGAGAAAUACAGGGCCCUGAGAGAGGAGGUGGACAAGCAAAAGACCUUGCGUUUUCUUGUCGAAAAAGGAGAAACCUGUUCCUCGUCCUGUCACCCCACAGUGGAAAAUCCACCAGAGGGGGAUGAGGAGAUCGAGCUUGCAGUAAUCCAUUUGCAGAAAAUACUGAGAGGAAGAAGUAUCCAAUAUGAGAUGUUUAAGGGUAAGGAGAACCAUCUAGAUCUCAUCCAGAAGCUGCGGUCUGUCUGCGCCCUGCAGGAGGAUGGGCAGGAGCAACACAAAGCAGAUAAAGCCCUCAUAAUGAACCUAAAGAAACAGAAAGACAACGAAAGUGACGAGAUUUCUCGAGUGGAGGCAUCUCAGGCCAGAGUGGUAGGUGCAGAACUGGGACAGCUGUUUGACACCUUGUCCAAGGAGCUGAUCCGUCUCCAGGAGGAGCGCAGGAUUCAUGCCUUUACCCUGCUGGCUGAGAGAGAAAGACGUAUACGGGAAGCUGAGGAGAGUGGGAGACAGGCAGAGGAGCGUAGACGCAGAGAAGAAGAUGAGAUCUUCAAACAAGUGGUGCAGGUACACCAGGAAAGUGUGGAUUUGUAUUUGGAGGAUGUAAUCUUGGGGACUUUGGAUCAGGUGGCCGACCAGCAGGCCAGAGAAGAGAUCCAAAGGAGGGCAAAGGAAGUCAAUGACAUCGCUUAUGCCAUGGAAGAAAGCCGGAACAAUCUUCAGUCAGAGGAGAUUGUGUCGGAGCUGGUGUACAGCUUCCAUCCAGAGGUCCAGAAGACCACCGUCAGGCAAAGAGUGCACCAGAAGCAGCACAGACACUUGCAGGCAGCUCAGAGCAUCAUUCAUGGGACUGCAAAACCUUCUGGGAUCCUUCCUAGUAUUCCGGGAGCCUCACAGUUGACCUGUCCUGGCAUUAAAGCCUCCAGUCGAAUAGUUGAGGAGAUAAUCAGCCAAGUGGAGCAGGGAAAGGGAGCAGAGCAGGACCACACUCAACCUGAGGAAGGACAGUCCUAAAAUAUUAAAAAUGUACUGCUGUGUGAUUUAAUGUUCUGUCUUAUUUUUAAAGUUUUUCAUUAUCUGACUGAUUUUUACACUGAAUUGAAUUGAACUGAGCUGUUUAUAUCUUGUCAUGGUACACCACACACAUCAAAAGCACAAACCCUGGAUGUCACAGGUUUGGUUGCGCCUGACCCUCUAUAAAGAUGAAUCAUCUGGAAGCACUGAUUCUAAUUUAAGAA